Messenger RNA from Podarcis muralis (Common wall lizard), 1559 nucleotides. It is a transcript of the gene AUNIP, whose product is annotated as aurora kinase A and ninein interacting protein. Gene Ontology annotation, biological process: spindle organization. The record is from RefSeq and is a predicted model, not a curated record. Gene Ontology annotation, cellular component: spindle pole; centrosome. NCBI's taxonomy places the organism in Eukaryota, Metazoa, Chordata, Lepidosauria, Squamata, Lacertidae.
AUGCCUCUGAAGGUGGCAUGCCCUCACGGGCGGCAUGCCACACCACCAGGAUGCAUGCCACACCCCCAGGGUGCCGACUACGCCCCCGCCUGCUCGCCGCCCCCAGUAAAUUUACUCCCAAACGCGGGAACGUUGAAUUCUGGGAAUCGCUUUGCAACAGGGCAAGUCUGGGCAGAUGCGCAGCUUCCUGGUGGGAGAGGCUCUUGUUGGCGCUUCCUCGGAUGCAGAUUGCAGAAAGCCUUGCAUCAUCUGAACACAGAAGACAAACUGCUCAUGAAACAGAAGGCCAAAAGCCCAGCGCAGAAGCAGUCUGAGUCUUGUGGUGUCUGGCUGGAUACAUCAGCCCUUAAAAAACGCAAAAUACAGAGCUUCAUGGCUAAGCCAGUAUUAAGAACACUGAACCAACUUUCGCAUUGUCCUCUUCCAACAAAAGCACCUCUUCAAUGCACCAAGCAAACCACCAUUUCCACCUUCUUCAGCACACAACAAGCAGAGGAAAAGAAAACCAAUCCAAACAGAAGGCUGGCUGUUGCAUCAAACCGUGCCUUCAAGGUGAACAACCAUGGACUGUUUAGGAGCGGAAAAACCAUGUUGCCAGCUGACAUGCUUCAGGAAGGAGGAGGAUGGACCCAACAAACACCAGGUUUACACAGUUCUCCUUGCAAUUCUACCCCUCCUGAAGCCCAGACUACCACUUGCAUCCUCCCAACUGAAAGAAGAGACUCUGCUGCGGAGAGAGAAGAUCCUCCGUUAUUAAACUUCAUUCAGCAGCUAGAGGAGAAAAGGGAUCCAGAUCACAGAACUCUUUCUGAUUUGGCUUUGAGAGAGAAAAAUAGUGGUUGGGAAAGAGAAAAACAUACCACCUUGUUUCCUCAAAGCAGCCAAAGCCUGACAGUUACAAGCAAGGACACCAAGACUCAGAGAAGACACAGGUGCCCACCCUCUUGUUAUAGCUCCUUCAUGCAGUCCUGUGACUCUGAGAACAUAAAUCCUCAGCUAGAGCAGAGUACAAUGGAAGUGAAGCCUCUGAAGAGUAGCAAUCAAUCUGUUGCUGGGCUCUGUUUGAAAAUCAACAAGGCCGCCUGCAGUUCUGAUAAAGGGAUUGAGGACAGCCAGGUAGGCCUGCCAAUGUUUACGCAGGACUCUGAGGGUCACAAAGUCAUUUCUCACCUCUUUGUUCAAGGGAGAGGCAAAACAUCUUUACAAAAGAAGCUUCUUGGUGAUGAAAGCAACUCUAUAAUGAGCCCAUCCUACCAUGGCUGCUUGGGGGCCUGCUGCUCUGCAGAGAGCUGGACCCACCUAUCCCCAGGUGGGAGCGUGUCUGUUCUAACAGACAGUAGUGAGAAGUCAUGUUAUGACUUGUUAUUCACAGAGGAUUCGGAAGGCAAUAGAGUCAUUAAACACUAACUCAUAAUUGCUCAGUGUGAGAGAAAUGCCCCUAAUGCAGACUUUCAAAACAAACUGAUGCAGACCUUAGGUGUAUAUAUGUAGCGUUCAUACUUAUUCUGCAUGCUGCUUUCUUUAUAACUUGUACAUUGCCUAAUAAAGAAAUGAUGUCA